Olea europaea var. sylvestris is the source of this 1157-nucleotide messenger RNA. RefSeq names its product proteasome subunit alpha type-1-A-like. Bases 136 to 954 code for a protein of 272 amino acids. NCBI's taxonomy places the organism in Eukaryota, Viridiplantae, Streptophyta, Magnoliopsida, Lamiales, Oleaceae. The record is from RefSeq and is a predicted model, not a curated record. The transcript is spliced from 2 exons. Gene Ontology annotation, biological process: ubiquitin-dependent protein catabolic process. Gene Ontology annotation, cellular component: proteasome core complex; proteasome core complex, alpha-subunit complex.
AAAAGAUAACCAAAAUCAAAUCAGCAAAACCCUCUGUUCCCUCUCCUCCAGGAAUUCUAAACUAGAGUGAGACGACAGUACAUACAAAAUCCUGUAUCUACACUACAUACCUUGUGCAACGACGUCGUAUGCAAAAUGUUCAGGAACCAGUACGACACCGAUGUGACAACAUGGUCGCCGGCGGGGCGUCUCUUCCAGGUGGAGUAUGCUAUGGAGGCGGUGAAGCAGGGCUCGGCUGCGAUAGGGUUGAGAUCGAAGAGCCAUGUGGUGUUGGCAUGCGUCAACAAGGCUAACUCUGAGCUUUCCUCUCACCAGAAGAAGAUCUUCAAGGUUGACGAUCAUGUAGGAGUCGCCAUCGCUGGCCUCACUGCCGACGGACGCGUCCUCUCCCGUUAUAUGCGUAAUGAGUGCAUCAACUAUUUCUACACGUACGAGUCUCAGCUCCCAGUCGGACGCCUUGUCGUCCAGCUCGCUGACAAGGCCCAGGUUUGCACACAGCGGUCAUGGAAACGGCCUUAUGGUGUUGGUCUUCUGGUUGGUGGUUUAGACGAAUCUGGGGCCCAUCUGUAUUACAACUGUCCCAGCGGUAAUUACUUUGAAUAUCAAGCUUUUGCAAUUGGGUCUCGGUCACAGGCUGCAAAGACAUAUUUGGAGCGCAAGUUUGUGAGUUUCAUGGCCUCAUCACGAGAAAAUCUGAUCAAGGAUGCACUUUUUGCAUUGAGGGAAACCUUACAGGGAGAAAAAUUGACGAGCUCUGUAUGCACAAUUGCUGUGGUAGGGGUGGGAGAGGCUUUCCACAUAUUGGAUCAAGAAACUGUACAGGCACUGAUCAAUGAAUUCGAGAUAGUAGGUGAGGAGGCUGCUGCACCUGAUCAAGCUGGUGUUGAUGAGCCUUCUGCUGCUGACGAUCAGGCGGCCCCUGUUGAUCAAAGUGCGGCACCGAUGGAUAUGUGAUGAUCAUUGUGCAAGAAAUAGUUUCAUUUUAAGAACUUUCCGUCCCCUAAACAAAAAGUGCUGGUACAUCUGGACCAUUGAGAUUUAGUUGGCACCGAAGGAAUAUCAUAUGUUCUGGUUGGAUAUUUAUUUUGUUAUGCUGUGAAACAAUUUGAGUUCCCAAUCGAAUUUAUCUUUUAAAUACAUUGACUGAAUUUUAUAUU